AUGGAGCCGGCGGUGUUGGCUCCGCACCACCUUCCGCACCACGAACCCAUCAGCUUCGGCAUUGAUCAGAUCCUGAGCGGUCCCGAACCCCCGGGGGGCGGUCUGGGCCAGGGUCAGGCGGGCCAGAGCCACGGGGAGAAUGCAACGUUCUCGGGUGGAUUCCACGGAGCCUCCGGCUACGCUCCGGCCGGCUCAUUGGCCCCAUUGCCCAGAGGCUCGGGAGUGGGCCCGGGCGGCGUGAUCCGUGUCCCCGCUCACCGCCCGCUGCCGGUGCCGCCGCCCUCGGGUGCGGCCCCCGCGGUGCCCGGACCCUCGGGUUUGGGCGGCGCCGGGGGCCUAGCGGGACUCACCUUCCCCUGGAUGGACAGCAGCCGCCGCUUUGCUAAGGACAGGCUUACGGCUGCGCUUUCGCCCUUCUCUGGGACACGUCGCAUAGGCCACCCCUACCAAAACCGGACCCCCCCGAAGCGCAAGAAGCCGCGCACCUCCUUUUCCCGCUCGCAGGUGCUGGAGCUGGAGCGCCGCUUCCUGCGCCAGAAGUACCUGGCCUCGGCAGAGAGGGCGGCGCUGGCCAAGGCCCUGCGCAUGACCGACGCGCAGGUCAAGACCUGGUUCCAGAAUCGACGCACCAAGUGGCGGCGCCAGACGGCGGAGGAGCGCGAGGCGGAGCGGCACCGUGCGGGUCGCCUGCUGUUGCACCUGCAGCAGGACGCACUGCCCCGGCCGCUGCGGCCGCCGCUGCCCCCAGACCCGCUCUGCCUGCACAACUCUUCGCUCUUCGCGCUGCAGAAUCUGCAGCCCUGGGCUGAGGACAACAAGGUGGCUUCGGUGUCCGGACUCGCCUCGGUGGUGUGAGCGACCCCUACCCAAGGAGCGCCACCGCGGCUGUGUGCGGUGCCGCCAGCGGAGCGUGCAGAGCAGAAGGCCUGCGACUGUCCUCCGAGGCUCCUCGGCCACCAAGCGGCCCCUGUCCUGCACUUUGACUCUGCCCUUCCACUGAAUUUUGGACCCGCUGGAACCUGGGUCGCGAGGGCAACCUGCAGGAUGUAGUAAAUGGGGCACGGA
Molecule: messenger RNA, 1065 nt
Organism: Arvicola amphibius (Eurasian water vole)
Lineage: Eukaryota; Metazoa; Chordata; Mammalia; Rodentia; Cricetidae
Gene: Tlx2
Product: T cell leukemia homeobox 2
Exons: 3
Coding region: 1-855 (284 amino acids)
Biological process (GO): regulation of transcription by RNA polymerase II; animal organ development
Cellular component (GO): nucleus
Molecular function (GO): DNA-binding transcription factor activity, RNA polymerase II-specific; RNA polymerase II cis-regulatory region sequence-specific DNA binding
Source: RefSeq, a predicted model, not a curated record